AUGGAGGAGCACGACGUCACCGCCGUUGACCCGAAACUAAAAGAAGCCGAAAGUGGUGGUGCCAAUAGCAUUAAUGGUAUUUCCAAAGAAGAUUUCGGAAAAUUGCUUAUUGGAUUUGAGGCUAUUUAUCCAACUCUUAAAGAGGUUUCUCUUGCUAGUUCUCUUGGAAGCAAGGCAAUGAAGCAAGUCUCCCAGCAAAUACAGACUUUAGCUGUUAAAGCAGCUGGAGAAGUCCCUGAUGCCCAUGAAGUUGACAAGAGUUCAUUUAAGCACAGAUCUCCGGUCAUCCCAGAUGAUUUCCGCUGUCCAAUAUCUCUUGAGUUGAUGAAAGAUCCUGUAAUUAUGUCUACUGGACAGACAUACGAAUGGUCCUGCAUUGAGAAAUGGCUGAAUGCAAGUCACAAGACUUGUCCUAAGACUCAGCAGACGCUAUUCCACACAGCCUUAACACCGAAUUAUGUUUUAAAGAGUCUUAUUGCUUUAUGGUGUGAGAACGAGAACAAGGUGGCGAUAGGAGCAGCUGGAGCCAUCCCACCUCUGAUUGAUUUGCUCUGUCAUGGGACUCCAAGAGGAAAGAAGGAUGCGGCCACUGCUAUAUUUAACCUUUUAAUCUAUCAAGGAAACAAGGUGAGGGCUGUAAGGGCGAGAAUCGUACCACCACUCAUGAGAUUGCUCAAGGAUCCCGGAGGAGGAAUGGUGGACGAAGCUCUAGCAAUAUUGGCUAUUCUUGCUAGCCAUCAAGAAGGGAAAGUAGCAAUUGGGCAAGCUGAGCCAAUCACUAUUUUGAUUGAGGUGAUUAAGACAGUUGCCAGUGAGCUUGGAGCAGAAGAGGCAUUGAAGGAAUUGUCAGAGAAUGGUACCGACAGGGCCAAAAGAAAAGCCAGAAAUGUUUUGAAGCUUCUCCAGCGAGCUGAAGACAUUAUUGGAUGA
Messenger RNA from Fraxinus pennsylvanica, 930 nucleotides. NCBI's taxonomy places the organism in Eukaryota, Viridiplantae, Streptophyta, Magnoliopsida, Lamiales, Oleaceae. The record is from the annotation of a GenBank genome assembly.